This is a messenger RNA of Kwoniella botswanensis, 831 nucleotides long. RefSeq lists its product as uncharacterized. Gene Ontology annotation, cellular component: membrane. The record is from RefSeq and is a predicted model, not a curated record. Lineage: Eukaryota; Fungi; Basidiomycota; Tremellomycetes; Tremellales; Cryptococcaceae. Bases 1 to 831 code for a protein of 276 amino acids. The transcript has 6 exons.
AUGCUCUGGGCAGCGAGAUUAGCAGGCUUCCUUUUAUUCAGAGUACUCAAGACAGGUAGUGAUACACGGUUCGACGAUAUCAGAAAUCAUUUUUUCAAAUUCGCCGGGUUCUGGGUAGGACAGAUAGUCUGGAUAUGGGUAGUAUCCUUGCCAGUAGUCAUCCUCAAUUCACCUGCUGUAUCUUCCCCACUUAGAUCGGGGGAUCCUUUUUUUGGAAAAGCAACUGAUAUAAUUGGGAUUAUACUGUUUGCUAUCGGGUUAUUUUGGGAGGCAGUAGGUGAUAUUCAGAAGUACAUGUUCAAAUCAUCAAACCCACCUAAGGGUAAACCCUGUACCAAAGGAUUAUGGUAUUUCUCUCGUCAUCCUCCUUACUUUGGUGAAAUCACCUUACACUGGGGGCUCUGGUUAUUGUGUUUGACACCAACGACCAACGGUGCUCUACCUAAAUCAGCGAAAUCCGCCCAAUACGCCGCCAUCCUAGCACCCUUAUUCACCAUGGUCCUUCUGUUGUUCGCCUCGGGCCUGCCUACAGCUGAAAAACCCACAGCCAAGAAAUACUUCUUAAUGUCCUACCCUUCUUCCUCCAACUCGACUUCCGCAGGGGAACGGGGCUUUUCGUUACCUGAAGCUGAAAAUGAUAUUUGGUCAAAUUACAAAUCAUACCUCAAAAGAACAAGUAUAAUCAUCCCUUUCCCUCCUUCCUUAUAUGCUAGGUUCCCGGAGUGGUUGAAGAGAAGUGUUUUGUUGGAUUUACCGAUGUUUAGGUUUGAUGAGGGUAAAGAUGGGAGGGAAGCUUGGGAGGAAGAGAGGAGGAAAAGAGGUAGUGCGUGA